Molecule: messenger RNA, 1234 nt
Organism: Coprinopsis cinerea okayama7#130
Lineage: Eukaryota; Fungi; Basidiomycota; Agaricomycetes; Agaricales; Psathyrellaceae
Exons: 6
Coding region: 641-1234 (197 amino acids)
Biological process (GO): plasma membrane phospholipid scrambling
Cellular component (GO): plasma membrane
Molecular function (GO): phospholipid scramblase activity
Source: RefSeq, a predicted model, not a curated record
GCUUAUCCUCCAGCACCUCAAAAGGUCGCCAUAUCUCAACUGCAGAACACUAACAAGAAGCUAUGCAUUCUCUCGGUUCCCUCAGCGUCCAACUGGAUCGGGUCGGCAACGUGCCCAACGACCGUUAGGAAGAAAGUCUCCCGAACCUGGUCCUGCAGAAAGCACAUUCGAAUCUACAGAGUCUCUAAACGAGUCCGAACUGUGGAGAGCAGCACAGCGACCACCAUCUAGUGACCCUCAAGAAAGCCUGUUGACACUGCUGAACCCUCGCAACGAGACUCUGAUUGUCGAGCGCCAGCUGGAGAUGUUGAAUAUCUUUAUUGGGUUCGAGCAGACCAACAAAUACUCAAUCAGUCCGUGCGCUAUCGGCUCUACCACUUACAGAAUCGGAAGUUUACCCCAAUCACAGGCGACGAGACAGGUCAACCACUGGGAUUCAUUUUGGAAGAGCCAAGGGGAUUUUUGGCAAUGAUGACUCGACAGGCGUUUGCUACUCAUCGACCGUUCAAAGCCCUUAUCAUGGAUACUCAUGGUACUCCUCUUCUAUGGGCGGGUACUCACCCCUUUCUUCAGUUCAUUCUGACGGCUUACAGUAGUACUUCUCUAGCUUCGUCGUCCUUUCGCCUGGAUCAACUCGAGGAUGUAUGUUCAACGGCUGGACAACUACGACCACUACACCUCAAACGAAGAGCCCGUCCUUGAUACCUUUGCAGAGGUUCAACAAAUAUGGCAUCCCUGGAGAAGACAGUACGACCUUUUCUUGAGGCAAGUCCGUGUCCUUCAUUCUCCAUUCGACUUCCAAUCACAAGUGCACUCUAGAGAAAACCCUAAACGUAUUCUCUCACUAGCAUCGGAUCCACAGCCUGAACCCGAGCCGUCUGGUCAAGUUUUUCAACAAUUCGCCAAAGUGGAUUCUGGAUUCCUUGCGUGGCGCUUCCCCAUCCUAGAUGCACAUGGACAGGAAAUGGCUGUGAUAGACCGUGCAUUCAGAGGUUUUGGAAGAGAGAUUUUCACAGAUACAGGUCGCUAUCUCGUUCAAUUUGGCGCCGGGGAUCAGCCGAUUGAGUGGGACAACCAGCAAAUUCUCCUGCCCAGGAGGGCACGGUCGAACCUGACCCUCGACCAACGUGCGCUUUGUCUUGCAUUGGCCGUGAACAUUGACUUUGACUACUUCUCGCGUCAUUCGCGGAUAGGAGGGGGUGGCUUCUUCCACAUCGGAGGGUCUAUAGAUUAG